UCUCACCCACAAAGAUAAAAAAUAUUUGAUGUUCUUAAAGAGUAGGAGGACAUCUAGCAAAAAAUGACAAGUCAACCAACCUCAAACACACAGAAACCCAAGAAAAAAGGAGAAAAAGCUGGCAGACAAACAGAAUCCAGAGGCUCUGCUGUACUGAGCACAUCCUGCAGAAAUGAGAAUUGCAUGGCAUUUUGAGAGUGAACAUGAGCAAAACUCUCUUCACAAUGGCUACAUUUUAAGCUUUUUCUUUUUUUGCUGUGCCAUUUAAUGAGCCUCUAUUCUUCUCCUUGGGUGCAGAAAUAACAAGAACUGAGAAAACCAUUCACAAAAAUAAAAAAAAGCUGAAGUCUGGGUGGUGCCGAGACACCUCCAAACCGAAAAUGCCUCAAUUUGAAAUCCAAUAAUCACCUCAUGCUUAUAGAGAGUGAAUAAACAUGCCAUUUGCCUUGAUUUUUGAAAUACUAAAUUCACAAUUAACACUAUAAACUACAGUUUGGUAGAAAAUCACUUUGUCUCACCAGGUAAAGUGUUGCAGGUGUUUGUGUUUAGCUGGUCUGCAGCGUUGUCUUUGAACAGAUCUGCAGUAAUUAGACUGUAUCCCUGCAUUGGUCUAUUUACAGCAUCAUGUGAGACAAGUGCAGUGCCUCCCCUGCAUCCUGUGCGUCUCAUGGUGAGCUGGACCAGAGCCAAACCUAUGACAUGACCCCACCACACCUUGAUUUCUCGUGGACCCGCGUCGUCUUUAUCUCACGGCUUAAUUAAGGAUUGCAGCAGGAAACCGAUUGUAUUCAUUUGCGUCCUUGGAUCAUAUCGAAGUAACUCCAACAGCGUUUUCUACAGUAACAGUGCCUGAUAAUUGAGAUCAAAUGAACCAAAAAAGUCUCAGAGAUUCUGCAGCUCAGGUGGGUGAGUCCUCAGGGAAAUGAAUCAAACAUCACAUGUGCACAGUAAGGUCAAUGUGGCGCAAAGUUGGCGCUCUUUGGACAGAAAUGGGUUGUCAUAGUUUGUGUCUCUGUACAUGGAAAUAGUCCGGUCAGAUCAGUGCGCAGCGCAGCGGGGACGCGUGCAGGAGGAGGCGGUCAGUCCUCACCAUCACUCCCAUUGGCUGCAGCAGGAUGCUCCGCGUCUCUCCCGUUUCCUUGAUCCUCACAUGCAACUGGAGCUGACGGAGGUUUGCGAUGGAGCGAAGGAGGGAACCUUCACCUGCGAGUGUCGCCCUGUCGUCCGGUUUAACGGGAAACUGCAGGCUGUAUGGAGGGAUGUCGGCAUGGCUUGCACCAGGAGAACCAAAACUUUGGUGUCCACAUGCGUGAUCCUGAGCGGCAUGACCAACAUUGUUUGCCUGCUCUAUGUCGGAUGGGUUACUAAUUACAUCGCCAAUAUUUACAUCAAAGUCCCCAUGCCUUUACCGGAGAGAAAGUUAGAGGGUGACAAAAAGGGAGACACUCUCCGGAUCAUGGAGCGGCUUGAUCGCCUGGAGAAUGUGGUCAACCAGCAUAUUCAAGAGACUCCAGGGAGGGGAGAGGACAGUCAGGCGGACACAUCAUUCUCUGACUCGUCGCUGUUCGCUCACUGGGGUCAGGAGCUCGCCCCGGACAACCGGCGGGUGGCGCUGAAGAUGUUUCAGUACUACGGCUAUAACGGCUACCUCAGUGAUCGCCUCUCUUUAGACAGGCCAAUACCAGACCUCAGGCCUGAUGGGUGCAGAAACAUCACUUAUCCUUUAAACCUCCCUCAAGUGAGCAUUGUGUUCAUUUUUGUGAAUGAAGCCUUGUCCGUCAUCCUACGGUCCAUUCACUCUGCCAUCAAAAGGACGCCCUCCCACCUUCUCAAAGAGAUAAUCCUGGUGGACGACAACAGCAGUAACAAUGAGCUAAAGGAGAAGCUGCAGGAUUUUGUGUCUGAGACUAACAGCCAACGUCCAGGAUUCAUCAAGAUGGUGAGGCAUGCCAAGCAGGAGGGUCUGAUCCGGUCUAGAGUGAGCGGGUGGAGGGCUGCCACUGCGCCAGUUGUUGCCCUGUUUGAUGCCCACGUUGAGUUCAAUGUUGGCUGGGCUGAACCCAUUCUCCAGAGAAUUAAAGAAGACAGAACCCGCAUAAUCUCCCCUUCAUUUGAUAACAUCAAGUAUGACACGUUCGAGAUUGAAGAGUAUCCGCUGUCUGCUCAGGGCUUUGACUGGGAGCUGUGGUGUCGCUACCUCAACCCACCCAAGUCCUGGUGGCACAAGGGCAACAAGAGCGCUCCCAUCCAGAGCCCUGCCCUGAUUGGUUGCUUCGUGGUGGAUAGGCUGUACUUUGAGGAGAUAGGUUUGCUGGAUGAAGGGAUGGAGGUGUACGGGGGAGAAAAUGUGGAAUUGGGCAUCAGGGUGUGGCAGUGUGGCGGCAGUGUUGAGGUCCUGCCUUGUGCUCGCAUCGCCCACAUCGAGCGCGCUCACAAACCCUACACGGAGGAUCUGACGUCUCACGUGCGGCGGAACGCCCUCAGAGUGGCAGAAGUUUGGAUGGAUGAGUUUAAAAGCCAUGUCUACAUGGCCUGGAACAUUCCCGUGGAGGACUCAGGGAUUGAUAUUGGUGAUAUCUCUGAAAGGAAGGCUCUGAGGAAAAGGCUGCAGUGUAAAACUUUCCGAUGGUAUCUGGUCAACAUCUACCCCGAGAUGAGGAUGUACAGCGACACCAUCGCAUACGGAGUACUGAAAAACUCUCUGAAGAAUGAUCUGUGUCUGGACCAGGGGCCUGACAAUGACAACGUCCCCAUCCUGUAUCUCUGUCACGGGAUGACGCCUCAGAAUGUGUACUACACCAGUACUCAGCAGCUCCACAUCGGGCUGCUCAGUCCCACCGUUGACGACGAUGACAACAAGUGCCUGGUGGAUGUGAACAGCAGACCACGCCUCAUCGAGUGCAGCUAUGCCGCAGACAAACGCAUGAAGCUCCACUGGCUCUUCACUCAGGGAGGAUCCAUUCAGAACAGGAAAUCAAAGAGAUGCCUAGAGCUGGUAGCAAGCAGUGACAAUGAGUUCGGCUACCAACUGGCUCUGCAGAAAUGCACCGGACAGAAAUGGUUCAUCACAAACGUGCUGUUUAGCAGUUCCUUAUGAUUGUCUGCUGAAAGGAGCACUGGAGCGAAUAGCACACCGGACUUGAUGGAGUUGCUUCUUUUGUGUGCACAUGUGUAUGCGCGUGUGUGUGCGUAGAGUGUGUCUGUGUGUGUAAGAAUACAAUACAGGAGUCAGAGAGGAUGAGCGAUGCAUGGUUGAACAUGUUCAUUUUGAGCACCACAGAGUCCUCUGAUGAGCAGUCGACAUCACAUCGUAAAUGUUAAACAUUUUAUUUUGCCUACAGGAUCAGCCAUAGUUGGCGGAUAUUUUGCAUUGCCAGAUUUGCCAAGGUAGUAUAUUUAGUAUAUUUUGUGGUAAAUACAGUACAGUCAGAUUUUCGUUGACUUAAAAGAUGUAAUGGGUCCAAUAUGUUUUUCUACUUUGUUCAUAAUUGCUACUGUGUAGCAUGCUUUCUGAACCUGUCCCUGCUAUAAUUAUUUAAUUUAGUGUCUCAGGUUUGUAGGUUUAUUAUGCGAUUCAGCUGUACAGUUGUGGGAAAAUGUUGGAAUAAAUCUGAAAAUUAUAGAUUAUUUUCUAAAUGUACAUAUCCCAAAUAUUUGUAAUAU
This is a messenger RNA of Thunnus maccoyii (southern bluefin tuna), 3663 nucleotides long. It is a transcript of the gene galnt18b, whose product is annotated as UDP-N-acetyl-alpha-D-galactosamine:polypeptide N-acetylgalactosaminyltransferase 18b. Lineage: Eukaryota; Metazoa; Chordata; Actinopteri; Scombriformes; Scombridae. The record is from RefSeq and is a predicted model, not a curated record. The coding region runs from base 1019 to 3097 and encodes 692 amino acids. The transcript has 12 exons. Gene Ontology annotation, cellular component: Golgi apparatus.